GCGAAGGAUGAGGCGAUGCUAUAGUGCCCAAGCCUUUGUCGGCUGCUAGAACUGAUACGCUGUAUCAUUACCUGUCGUCCACUCCGUGUGUCAAUAUACAGCAAGUACUACGCACUACACACCGCGACGGGCUGUAGUAAAAUGUAGUAAGACUACCGCCGAGGACGAGGCCACCAAAGAACAUACCAAUGGACGGGCUGUGCAAUGUCUUUUGUCCUCUCGAUUUUCAACUGUAGACAACAGUUUGAGCAUAUCUGGUGUAUGGCUGAACAGGACGUUUUUAGGACAACCAAAGGUUGACAUUCGUUUUGGGAGAACAGAACGGUGCAAAGAACAAGACAAAAUUUCAACAUGACUUUACCAUCAAGGGGAUAGGCGAAUAAUGCUUUUAAACAGACUCGCCUGACGCCUACUGAUGUCGGAUUCAUGAAGUAUUGGAGAUAUCAGUCUUGGAACACUGUCCAGCAAACGCUGGAUAUAGACACCAAUACAGCAAUCUCCGAGUUAUAUUUAGCUGUUUAAUGGUGCGUUAUUGGAAACUAAAUAAUGCUUACGCUAUUUCUGCCAGGAUGAUAUACAGUGGAAUCUUUUGUUAAGGAAAACAAUCUAUAUCUGAGUAAUUUGUUUACUCAAACAUCUUCUCGUUCAAGGAUCGACCACAAGGGCUUUCGUUUGGUUACAUCAAGAGCCAUCUAUUUUCGUUUAGCAUAAGCAUAUUCUAUUAACAGGUAGUUGGCGAUUCAUAAUGCGGAGUAUUUCUUAAUUAGUAUCGGGAUGCUUUAAUGAUUACAAAGCUAACGAAGGUUAUACAUACAGUGCAGUCAGUUGUGGCCAGAUACACGUGACUGACAAACUAAAUUAGCAUAAUUGCCGACUAGAUUGCCGUGUACUUCAACGUAAGAAGUUUUAACAAAACAUUAUCAUCAAUUAGCACGCUUCCAAUAUCGUAUGCACUACCUAUGUUAAAAUGUUAAUGGAAAAAGUGAAAUGCGAAAAUUAAUCUGCAGUGUUGUGUAAUUACAUAGAUUACAAACUUCCAAUAGAUAUCAGUAAGGAAAGAUAUACCAACUGAACUCUUGGAUACCACCCAAUGAGGACAUGAACAUUGAAUCAAUCGAUACAUUUUUCAAGAAAAUCUGUAAAUAGUUUUCAAAUUAACUCGAUAUAUCAGCGAGGAAGCUUGCACAAAGUGAACGAAACAGUUGAGAUAUUGAUUUUCAGUUUACCUUGAUCAUAUAAGCAGCUUACUUUUAUUUGUCCACCAGGGACGACAUAACUGGAUUGCUAUUUGAUUACGUUCACAAAUGGUAACCAUGGAAAGGAACAAGUGUUGAACAGAUCAACUUUGUCUCCAUCGAAAUCAGAAUGAGUCAAACAAGUGAGCUCCUCUCAGAAGGUGAAUGUCACGGCGAGUGUCAAUGCACGUGCAGCCAGACAACAAUGUCGGAAAAAUACACGGACGAAUCUUCUGAGCUGUCACGACAGGACACUGCUCUUGUACUGGAAGGAAACGAAGAAUGGUCGGAAACAUCCGAAAUGGAAUGCCUAUCGGAACAGGCUUGGUCCGCUCAGGGUGCCAUACUGGUGGACCAGGGCCCUCACGCGCAUGCGCAAUGUGACCACCUCCACUGGGAAGGUGUUUCAAUGACCGAAGACGAUAUUGAGAUCAUCACGGACGGUUCGUACGAUAACUACCAUCAGGAUGUGUAUUACAUAGAUCCUGUAGUUGCGCAGACGCUUUUCAGUGAUAUUCUCUUACAUCGACAGCACGCGGCUAAUGUACAUAUCCAUGUCGAGGGCAAGACAAAAAGACAAAAGUUCAUUGCCCGGGCGGUUAUGAUCGUAUCAAGUGUGAUGUUCACUGUCAGUGUUCUCCUAGUCAUGAUCUCGCUUAUUAUGUCCGAUCACAUUGAUGAUCUCGUAAGAGAUGCCAACAACCUCCGAGGACCAUCAGAAGCCCCUGGUACCAUGACAACGGUAGCCGCCAACUUCACUACAAAUACAACUUUGAUUGGAAAUAGAAGCGGUGUUUUAUCCUGACUAAAAUUGAGGAGGAUGCUACGCUAGAAAUCCUGACCAAUACUGUGAUAGAGUGAUUUUGAAAACAAUAUAGCUAUAAUAGCAUAUGACGUCAACAGCACAUGAUUGCAUAGCUUGUCGUGACGUGUCCACACUUAUAAUAUACGAUAUGCCAAUUACAUCUGGAUAAGUUUAGCACCUUUUGAAGUUUGACGUACCCGUGUUAGGUACGUGAUGAUAAGUACUGACGUUAGAGGAGGUGAAAACAACAUGCAUAGGGACAAAAACAUGUUUGACAAAACCAUCAACAUCUACAUGUCAAUUAUCGAAUAAAACAGUGGACUUUUAUCAGACAGUUAAACACGUAUUAAAUAUAAAUAUUUUAUAUUGUGUAGCCAUUUGUUAUGACAUUUUUAUGUCAUAAGAUCAGUUCAAAUGCUAAACAUUAACAUAAAUAUGCUUCUUAUUAUUACAUUUUAUAAGAUGUAGAAUUAAUGGAUAUUUGUUAAAACGACAUCGAAGAUUAUCAAAUAUCACGAUUUGGACUCUACGAUGUUAUACGAUGUAAUAUUAAAACUGUGAUAUCUUUUUGCUUAUAACCACAUCAACAAUAUAUUUGAUUGCUUUUGAAGUCAUUUAAGCAAACAAUGUUUUAGCAGAUUGUGUUAUGGUCGUAUUACACACUGCCAUGUUUUGGUAACACACCCAAUUUUCUUAAACAUACUUAACUUAUAUUUAUAUUUAAUAGCAUUUAGGUUAAUUAUUUCUCGCCCUUAACGUUAGUUCGCUAUAUUCUUAGAACAUCUAAAUCAGUGCUACCAUAAUUAAAUCGGUGACGUCAUAAUUGCUGUAUCACAUGACUAGAUGGUGGGACGUUCUCACAAAACCUGUUCAUUUUUUUGCAUUGCUAAAAUGUAUGUGAAGAUGCAGAGUGAAUGUAAAUAUAUUUAUUGAGGCCAAAGACCAUCAUACAUUGUGCUGAUGAUAAAACAUCCAAUUAUGUCUUGUCUAGGUUUUUUUAAUCAGUUUUUGUGUUAUUGGAACACACAUACUGACUUUAUAAGUACCAUUCUAAAGAUAAAAAUAGCGAUGAAAUCUAUAAGUUUAGAAGUGAAAAAUAGGGUAGGUGCAGUGAUCGUAAGCAGACAUAUUGUAAUAUUAGUCUUUAGCAAGUUAUUGUUUUAUUUAAUGUCCUUACAUAGCAUUUAAACGAUCACUGUUCUACAUACUGUAAUGUUAAUAUGCUUAAUGGUAAUUUGAAAAUCAGUUAUUUCGCUUUCUGACUUAUUAGUGAUGUAUCACGAUAUUAACAUCUGUAUUAUGCUUGGUACUAAGCUGGACAAAAACAUAGCUAAAACCACCCCUUAUUUGUUCUUGACAACAUUAGUUUCUUGGCAAUUAAAUCUAUAUUUUUAUCUAUGGUAAUGUCGAAAAAAAUAUUGCAAAAUUGUAUUCCGUUUUCACACAUUUAUUUAAAAUGAUUUAACAUAUUUGUUCAAUAUAAGGCAUUUAUUACACGUAUCUUUUGGCAGGUUAUAGAUUGGACACCAGUUCCAGUUGUACCAGUCUACACAACGUGACUGAACUGUGAAGUGUGUCAGUAUAUUUUUAUCUUAUGACAGGUUGGUAAAUGUCUGAGAAAGCACAAAGCUGAAAACACACGGACGUUUACGAUGAAAUAUCAAGAAAGAUUGAAGCUACACUAUUUAAGCAGCCUUUUGGGAUGAAAAAUAUUAACCUGUACAUGAAUAUGUUCUCGGCUUUUAUGUUAUAACUUUCAAUUUUUCUACACAUAAAAUUGUAGUCAUUUUUCAAAACAAAAUCAAAUGUUCCAAAUGACCUAUGAAGCUUCCAACUAAAUAACUACCCUGUCGUCAACCUACUCCAUUUCCUAUGUUUAAAUAGUGUGAACAACAUGUUUAUUAACCUUUAUUCGAAAUGGCUGCCCUUUACUUGCUGUACUUGAUGAGAUUGCACUGACUGAUUGAAUUUAGCACCUCUUAAGUAUUUGUGAAACGAAUCGGCAAGUGGUCUUAGUUAAGGUAAGAAUAAUUGCGUAAUUCGUUUACACUCAUAAAACUGAGAACCAAAUAAAGAGGAUUCGACUUAGAUGGACGUAUCCUGUGCAUUGGUGUAAGUCAAUAUGAUUUCUCAUAUAUGUCGCUUGCCUCUUAGUUUCUUACUUUUUUUUAUAUCAACCCACAAUCAUCGAACAAUUGUCAUAUCGAGUUGUGUUCAAAUUUGUUAUUCUAUAUAGCUGAUUAAUAAUCAAUAACAAUAUCUUGUAAGUAGCUUUCUUAUCCAGAUAUUAUUUUUUUUUGUAUUUUUUACGAACAUCUACGUCGUCUCCUUAAGUCAUUAUCAACCCAUGCCCAUAUUUCAUCGAUUAAGGACGAACCACAUAUGUUAAUGUUAUCUUUCAAAUAUCGCAAUAUAUGCAUAAUACCUUGUGAAGGAAUUGGCAAGCGUUAGGAAUUGUACUGUCUCGCCUUUGAAAGGUCUAUUAUUAUACGUUGUAAAGCAUUUGAAUGCGUUUGUAAUCACAGAUCAAAGUAACAUGGUACUGUUGCUGGCUUUCAUAAGAAAAUGUAACCAGUGAAUGAAGAAGAAAGAUAGGUUUAUUUUAAUAAAAAAAAGACGCGUAAUAGAUGGCUACUUAAGAAAGACGUGUCGACACAAGCAAUGCAGAUCAGCGGCUAAAAUUUGUAGAUGAUGCGUAUGUUUCUUACUGAUGAACAUGUCUGUUUGACAAUAAACUGGU
Mizuhopecten yessoensis (Yesso scallop) is the source of this 4780-nucleotide messenger RNA. RefSeq lists its product as uncharacterized. The coding region runs from base 1366 to 2040 and encodes 224 amino acids. Lineage: Eukaryota; Metazoa; Mollusca; Bivalvia; Pectinida; Pectinidae. The transcript has 3 exons. The record is from RefSeq and is a predicted model, not a curated record.